This is a messenger RNA of Suncus etruscus (white-toothed pygmy shrew), 2208 nucleotides long. RefSeq names its product glycine receptor beta (gene GLRB). Gene Ontology annotation, cellular component: neuron projection; postsynaptic membrane; synapse. NCBI's taxonomy places the organism in Eukaryota, Metazoa, Chordata, Mammalia, Eulipotyphla, Soricidae. Gene Ontology annotation, biological process: chemical synaptic transmission; nervous system process; signal transduction. The record is from RefSeq and is a predicted model, not a curated record. The transcript has 10 exons. Gene Ontology annotation, molecular function: transmembrane signaling receptor activity; neurotransmitter receptor activity; extracellularly glycine-gated chloride channel activity. Bases 160 to 1653 code for a protein of 497 amino acids.
GGUGGCGCGGGCGGCGGGGACGCAGCUGCCCCCUCUCUGCGCCCGCCGCACCCCCCGCUGUCACGGCCGUCUGGGCCCGGAGCCGCUGGACGCAUCCUCGUCUGGCGGCUGCGGGCGGGGGCGCCUCAGGAUCCAUCUUCUGAAAAUUAACUUCUCAAGAUGAAGUUUUUAUUGGCGUUUUUCUUUUUUAUUUUAAUUUCUUUUUGGGUUGAAGAAGCUUAUUCUAAGGAGAAGUCUUCAAAGAAAGGAAAGGGGAAAAAGAAGCAAUAUCUAUGCCCAUCCCAGCAGUCAGCAGAGGACCUUGCCCGUGUACCUGCCAACUCCACGAGCAAUAUCUUGAAUAGGCUGUUGGUUAGUUAUGAUCCCAGGAUAAGGCCAAAUUUCAAAGGCAUUCCUGUUGAUGUAGUAGUCAACAUUUUUAUCAACAGCUUUGGAUCCAUUCAAGAGACAACAAUGGACUACAGAGUUAACAUCUUUUUAAGACAAAAGUGGAAUGAUCCUAGGUUGAAACUCCCCAGUGAUUUUCGGGGCUCAGAUGCACUAACAGUGGAUCCCACAAUGUACAAGUGUCUGUGGAAACCUGAUUUAUUUUUUGCAAAUGAAAAGAGUGCCAAUUUUCAUGAUGUCACCCAGGAAAAUAUCCUUCUCUUUAUUUUCCGGGAUGGAGAUGUUCUUGUCAGCAUGAGAUUAUCUAUUACUCUUUCAUGUCCUUUGGACUUGACCUUGUUUCCCAUGGAUACACAACGUUGCAAGAUGCAGCUGGAGAGUUUUGGUUAUACAACCGAUGACUUACGAUUUAUCUGGCAGUCUGGGGAUCCUGUUCAGUUAGAAAAAAUUGCCUUACCUCAAUUUGAUAUUAAAAAAGAGGAUAUUGAAUAUGGUAAUUGCACAAAAUACUACAAAGGCACUGGUUAUUAUACAUGUGUGGAGGUCAUUUUCACUCUCAGGAGACAAGUGGGGUUUUACAUGAUGGGUGUCUAUGCCCCAACCCUCCUCAUUGUCGUUCUCUCCUGGCUUUCUUUCUGGAUCAACCCGGAUGCCAGUGCAGCCAGAGUGCCCCUGGGUAUCUUCUCCGUACUCAGCUUGGCUUCAGAGUGUACAACCCUGGCUGCUGAGCUUCCCAAAGUGUCUUACGUAAAAGCACUUGAUGUAUGGCUCAUCGCUUGUCUUCUCUUUGGCUUUGCUUCACUGGUGGAAUAUGCUGUUGUCCAGGUGAUGUUGAAUAAUCCCAAACGAGUUGAAGCAGAAAAAGCCAGAAUUGCUAAGGCUGAGCAAGCAGAUGGAAAAGGUGGAAAUGCCGCUAAAAAGAAUACUGUGAAUGGCACUGGGACACCUGUUCACAUUAGCACUUUGCAGGUUGGUGAGACCAGAUGCAAGAAGGUUUGUACCUCCAAGUCUGACUUAAGAUCAAAUGAUUUCAGCAUUGUUGGAAGCUUACCAAGAGAUUUUGAAUUAUCAAAUUAUGAUUGUUAUGGGAAACCUAUCGAAGUUAACAAUGGACUUGGGAAAUCUCAGGCAAAGAACAACAAAAAGCCUCCCCCGGCCAAACCUGUCAUUCCAACUGCAGCAAAGCGAAUUGAUCUCUAUGCAAGAGCACUAUUUCCUUUUUGCUUCUUGUUCUUCAAUGUUAUAUAUUGGUCUGUAUAUUUAUGAUAAACAUUUUCCAUUUGUACACAAUAAAAUCCCAUUUAAUUGUAACAAACCUCAUUCAUAAAUGCCAAUCAGAGAAAAUUUUUGCAUUUUCAUACCAAUAUAUUGCAUUUUGGAUGCCAUUUGAUUGUAACAAAAAUGUGGCACCUUAAUUUUGACUGACAGCAUGAUCUUGUUAUGUCUGUGCUUUAAUAAAGCUGUAUAUAUGUAUAGCAAGCAUCUUGCUUUAGAAGCAAGUGAAAUAUAAGUAUAGUGCAUAAUCUAAAUUCCAAUGAUUUUCAUCAGUUAGUAUUAAUUACAAUUAUUUCAGAUAAUUCAGAUAAUAAAAUGAUGUGCACGCCAAAUCUUGUUGUGAUCGCCAUUCUAAUGUGUAGCAUUACAAAUUUCCUUCCUUGUAACAGUCAGAGAAAGCCAUUCUAUUCUUGUAUAACUUUAGAUAGUAUUGUGACAGACCAAUUAAACAAAAUGAUAUUACAUAACAUUUCAACUUUGUAAGUAGAAAAUAUCAGUUAUAAAUAUGUGAGCUCUCUAAAGAAAUAAAGUUCUAAAAAUUGCUAA